AUGGCCCUUGAGUGCAAUAGCUGCAAGAAGUCGCCGCCUGAAGUCGCCCUCAAGAGGUGCGCGAAAUGUUCCACCACGCCGUACUGCUCCAGGGAUUGCCAGAAGGCAGACUGGAAGGUCCAUAAGAAGGUUUGUGGCAAACAGGCCGAUGCCACGACAUCGUUUCAAGAUGGGCCUACAACGGCAAAUUUGUCGCCUCCGAAGGGGUUGGAACAGGGCGUCGCCCGGCCCUUCACGCGUCUUGAAAAUCGCACUUGGCUCCAUGAUCGAUCGGAAAGAGAUGUCUACGGGUUGCUGAUCGACGCUUACCGACUGCGCGCUGAGGACAUGUACAACAUUGAAGGCGAAGCAGACGCGGAUAGCAUAUAUGGUGGUGCCGGCAACGGGCUGCGUGGCUUCAAGCGCUUCCUGGAGCGCGUCGAGCGUUGUCCCGGUUUACUGCCGCCAUGGUGGGAUGCAAUGACGAAGAAAGAGUGA
Hirsutella rhossiliensis is the source of this 477-nucleotide messenger RNA. RefSeq names its product MYND finger domain-containing protein. Gene Ontology annotation, cellular component: nucleus. Gene Ontology annotation, biological process: regulation of transcription by RNA polymerase II. Gene Ontology annotation, molecular function: DNA-binding transcription factor activity, RNA polymerase II-specific. The record is from RefSeq and is a predicted model, not a curated record. The transcript has a single exon. NCBI's taxonomy places the organism in Eukaryota, Fungi, Ascomycota, Sordariomycetes, Hypocreales, Ophiocordycipitaceae. The coding region runs from base 1 to 477 and encodes 158 amino acids.